Belonocnema kinseyi is the source of this 3705-nucleotide messenger RNA. It is a transcript of the gene RASSF8, whose product is annotated as ras association domain-containing protein 8. Bases 356 to 2035 code for a protein of 559 amino acids. Lineage: Eukaryota; Metazoa; Arthropoda; Insecta; Hymenoptera; Cynipidae. The transcript has 10 exons. The record is from RefSeq and is a predicted model, not a curated record. Gene Ontology annotation, biological process: signal transduction.
GUGUAUUGCAGGUUAUGGACGCGGUUGUGGAAAUUAGAAAUUAGGUUGUCGAUAUGGAAUAUAAUUUGACAAACAGGUUUAAUUGGGGUUUCUGCAAGAGUUUCUGAUAGAUUAUAAACAGGAUAGAAAGCGGUUGAUAUUUCUGUUUGUGGAUUACGGUGGUUUUAUUCAUUCAUGUGUUGAUUUGAAGUUGAAAAAUAUGAAAAAAAGUUUGCGUAAUGGCGAUAACAGUUAACAGUAUUACAUAUAUACACAAUUAAUAGGUCCUAAUAAAAAGAGAAUCCAGAGAUUUUCGGAGUUUUUGGACAAUAAGAAGAAACAAAAGGAAGAGGCAUGCCAAGGAAUUUAUGAUACGAUGGAGUUGAAGGUGUGGGUCGAGGGUAUUCAACGCAUUGUUUGUGGUGUCACAGAAACUACCACUUGUCAGGAUGUGGUUUAUGCACUGGCACAUGCCACGGCUCAAACCGGAAGAUUCACCCUGAUUGAACGCUGGCGAACUAGCGAGAGACUUCUCGCUCCUUAUGAGAACCCUCUAAAGAUCCUGAUGAAGUGGGGAGAAUAUGCCUCGGAAGUGCAAUUAAUUCUAAGGCGAUCUACACCAGAGACGAGCAAAGCACCAGGUCCUUCGGGUACGAGAUUAGUUCAUGGAAGUCGACAAAGCGGGUUACCUAGUAGUUCAAUAGGAAAUCAGUCAGUAAGCAAUACCCUCAACGAAGAUGCUAAAUAUAGUCCAACUAUUCCAGUGCAAGAAUUUGACGAUGUACAAGACGGCCUAGAAAGAAAUCGAGACAUUAGAAAGUCAUUAACCUUCAGUGGCCUUCAUGGAAACACAUCAGAAACUACCUCUGAGGCGCCAAUGGAGAACGUUGCCAUAGUUCAACCAACACCACAACUGAAGUCCAAGGACUUGAAUGCGCGGAAAAUGUCGCAGAAAACUGCUCAAUCUCCAACGAAAACAACAGCUGCAGAAUCGAUAUACAUGUCUCAGAAAAAGAUGCGGGAAGUUCCGCCUUAUAGAGAUCCACCAGGACCUGUUUCUCCACCUUUGAGAACAUUACCUCCUUAUAGAGAUCCACCACCUCCUAAUUUAAACAGUCCUGGAAGGUCACAAUUUUUACCCAGUGCAAUGAGCAGCAGUCCGUGUUUGCAAAAAGAAGACCAGCCAUCUUCAAAUAAUCCUGCAAAGCCUAAAAGGAAUCUUAAUCAGGAAUUUCAAGAGAAUAGAAAUCAAGGUCAUGCCAUGAAUCAAGUACCUGGACAAUCACAGAACGCGGUUAGUACCGCCUAUACUCAAAGAUACGUUGAGCUUAUUAGGCUAGUCAAUAGGCAAAGGGAUACACUUAAUGCCCAGCAAGCAGAUCUUACUAAGUACGAUGCGGAAAUACUUUAUUGGGAGAACAAAAAUAGAGAACAGAUGCAUCAGAUGGACUAUAUUGCUCAGGAAGUUAGUCGCCUCGAAACCACUGGUCGCAAAAUCGAAGAUCAAUUGAAAGAACUAACUCACGUAGAAGAGGAAAGUGAAAUCGUCAAACAGCAGGAGAAAACUCUCAAAUCGGAGAUAACGCUUUUGAGGUCGAAGCUAGCAAAUUGUGAAACGGAACUCUUGCAGUGCAAAAACAAGAUUAGAUUCGUAAUGGAAGAAUUGGCAAUGGAACAACAUAAUAUAAGUCGCAAGAGUGACGAGCAGCAAAUGAUGGAACGUAAAAUGAUGAGCGAAGUUGAACAUCUUCAAAGUGAAGUGGAGCAGACGAAACGAUCAGCGGACAUGGCGACACAAUGUGCUGAGUCCCUGAAGAUGGAAGUCGUCAGUUUGGAAUCUGCGAUCGGCGAGAAGAAACUGCAGGUCGAGAGAUUAGUGGCGGAUAUGAAAGAAGCUAAUUUACAAAGCCUAACUGUUGCUUGUCAAGAUGAGCAAGUCAAACAUCUUUUAGAAGGAGCUCAACGACCUGGAAGUACUCGUAAAAUGAUAGGAUCUCCAAGACAAUUAGAAACUGCAGUGCCUACUAGUAAAAAUCCUCACGGUGUUUGGGUGUAAAUAAUCGAAUCAAAUGAUCUCCGCGAUGAAGUCCAGUAUAGUCGCUAGAAACGAAGUGCUCUUCUCACAACCCGAUAUUAAUUUGUAAAUAAUUUUAGUAAGUAUUAUUCUUAAGCGACAAGAAAUCUAAAUUAUCUUAAGACUUAACGGCGACCUAACUUAAACUUAGUUCCUUUUAACAUUAACUUAAUUUUCCCCCGCGUUCAAGGGUGAAUUUUAACAUAUCUUGCGAAAAUGUGUACUUAUCUCCUUUCUUCGAGAUUGAAAGCCUUUACAUUUCACUUGCGUAGUUUUUAAAAAUUUGACUCAUAUUUUUUUUAAUAUUAAUUUUAAAUGUUAUCUUUCCCAAAGCAUUUUUGAUCGAACGAAUCGAUUUUUAAAAAAAUAUCUAUUAUUAUAAGGAAUCCAAAUUGAUUUUGAGACUUUUACGAACAUUGCCUUUGACUAGAAUAGUCACCUUUUCUCUUUGUCCUAAAAAAUAAAUCCAAAAAGACUGAAAAUCUAUUAAACAAUGCGAAGACAAUUUUCUUAGGUGAAUAGUAUAAUUAUAUUCUACUAACAAGUACAUUUUCAUGGCAUGAGUCAAUUUUUAGAUAGUAUAUUUUAAAAAAGUAACGCGAAUGAAUGACCUCGAGUGCAAUAAGAAUUUCAUCACAUUCUUCAGUUUCAAGUCCAGUUGUAGAACUAAUCGAGGAAAAGUAAUCAAAGAAUUGUGAAUUUUUUAAUGAUGCGAGUACUUAUAUUUAUGUGUGUACCUCUGCUUCGAAUACGUACACUGCCAUUAUUGUUACUACAUUGUUACAAUUCGUAACAUUUAUAGAUUAGAGCACGUUAUUAUAUUUUUAUCUAUAUGUAUAUAAAGCGGUCAUGUCAAAGACAUUUUUUUUUAGAGACUGUAUCUGAAAUUUUAAUAUCAAAAUAUUUUCAAUCUAGAAAUCAAAAUCUUUGUGAUGCAAUUUUAAAUUUUAAAUAAAAGUUCUUAAGAUUUUUAGCGGGAGUUUCAAAGGCACCGUUUAAAAAAAUGUUAAUUAAGGAAGUGAAAUUUAAAAAAGGGACCGCAGUGUUGUAGUUAUUUAUCUCACUUUGCCAUCGUAUUUUUUAUUGACAAUCUUCUAGCCUAAUCUAUCACUUAUAUAUCUCGUAUUUACACUGAUUUACCUGUCUAAAAUAGAGUGAUAUCAUUAUACCGAAUUGAGUAAAUGAUAAUGCUGCAAUGAGUAAGAUAAUUGUGUACGUAAUUAAUUUAGAAAGAACUGAGAAAAUAUCUGCCUGUAAUUUUACUGCAUCGAGCUUAUGGCAGAUAAAAUUUUCUCAUUUUUUAGGGUUGCCACUUGGACCGUAAGCAAUUUCUAACUGAACCUUUCUAGAUUUAACAGAUUUAUUUUUCAUUGAAAGCAUCAUCAGUUUAAAUUGAAUAAUCUUGGAAUUUAAUUCUUCAAAAUUAUACAAUUUUAUUUCAAGAUUAGAAGAAACAAUUUUAGAUGGCCUUCAAUAAUUAAAACAGAUUGAAAAAUAAAAAAACUCUUUAGUCUUGAAUACACUCGUAGUAGGGUGGCCGUUAGACUGUGCAUUUUUAUUAUGUGUUUACUUUUUUUCGCUAUAAUCUUUCCAUUUUUUCUCAUUUUUGAGAAAUUAUGUACAAAUUUUAAACUUUUUCAAUUAUAAUAUCA